GUAAUUUAAAUUGUUUGUUUCCUCCUCCCCCCCCUUUUUACUUAUCUUUUUUUCCAUUUUCAAAUUUGGCAAAAAAGGUUGACCCAUAUUUUUACGUUCCCUAUAUAUAUACAUAUUUGCGCCUAUGCGCCCGCGCCUGCGCGUAUGCAGAUGUUUAUGUAUUUUUCUCUCGCACAGGGGAAAAAAAGGGGAAGGGGAGCUGUGCGGAAGCUCAUUUGGGGGGAGAACGCCCUCGGGUGAGAAAUGCGCUUUGGCGAGGAGAAGCGUGAAAAAAGCGUGAAAAGAGCGUGAAAAACGAGCGUAAAAGGAGCGUAAAGCGAGCGAAACGCGCGAGAAUCGCCUGGAAAGCCGUUUAGUGGGCGCCUCCGAUUGUCAAAAAGAUGCCGAUUUAUUUACGUGCCUCCUUUUCAAAAGUCCCGUCAGUGAGCCUUUUUUUUACUUUUUCUUUUCAUGCGUUAAAGCCUUUGCGCGGAAACAGUUUGUUGCCCCAAUGCGCGGUUUUUAAAGGGAUGGAGCUCAGCUUGUCAUAAUGAAAGUAGUGCGCAUAAUUAGGAAGAGUUUUUUUUGCAGCCUUUUUGUUUCUUCCCCGUUUGUGUUUUCCCAAGUGAGAACCGUGUAAGCGUGUUUGCUGCUUACCUGGGAGAGGCGGCUUAAUAAGGCGGCUUGAAUAGUCGGCGUGAAGCGACGAGCGCAGUCGUCUAGGCCGCGUAAACAUGCGGAAAAGUGAAAAGGCAAGAGAAAAAAGUUAGCAAGAAAACAGUUAGCGAGAAAACGUAACCGAGCGGUGGAAUAGCCAGUCGAAGGAAGCGCAACCGGCGGAAAGCAGACAAAAUGAACGACUUCAGCGAGGAAUACGAUUUUAUGCAAAGAAUACAUAAAGUCGAUGGGCACGGGAAAAAUGACUACGGAUUGAAGGAGACGAUUAAGAAGAAAGACGAUGAGGGGCAUUUUGGGAGGGAUAAAUUGGAAAAAGAUUUUUAUUUAAAAAGUAAGUAUGACAAGUACAGUAGCACGCUGAGCGGUUUCGAGAAGGAUGAUAAAUUUUUAUACAUGAAGAGAUUAAAAAAUGAAAACGAGAAGGAUAUGAAGAAGCGAGAGACCACAUCUAACCGAAGCAGCAUUAACGAGCUGGCCAAGGUUAACGAAGUGGUGUAUUACAUCCACGCAAACAAAAAGAAUGUGUAUGAAUAUAUAACUAACCAAACGGAUUUAGAGAACACGUAUUAUCAGAUAGAGGAGAAGCCGCGUAACUUGUCAGGAAGUAUGGUGAAAGAAAAUGAAGAGUACGUCUAUCUGAACGAUAACGCGUAUUACAAAUUUAAGAUAAAGAAGGAUGAGAAGGAGGAUGGGGAAGGGGAGGAGAAAGGCAACGGCGGAGGGAAUCAAAAAAUAAAGUACACGUUAGACGCAAAUAAAAGUGUCAUCAUUGAAAAUAUGAUUGAGUCAGACAAUAUGUUGAUACAUUUGUGUAAUACUUUUUUUUCCGUUAAAGAUUGGGUGAAAAGUGUCUUCAUGUUUUUAAGUAAAAUUUUUCACUUUAACAUUUUGGACUACACGUACAUAAAGAAUUACUCGUUGACGAAUUAUUUUGAUAGGAACGUGAAGGACUAUAUGAAGUACUUAAAGAAGCACGAAGACCAAAGAAUGAUCAAUCACGAUUUUCUCGCGAGGAGGAAAUAUAUAGCCCCGUAUUUUGUGUACAAUUGCGUUGACUGCAAUUAUAAUACGAACGACAACGGGAUUAUCAUUUUGUCGUCGAUCCUUCCGUUCAUUCAUAGAUUUGAUUACGACUACAAGUUGAGGCGCUACAACGGGCGGCAACACAAGUGAGUACACGGAGUUUUUAAAAAAGUUCGAAAAUAGCAUAAACGAGGAGGGGGAGUUAAUUCAAGAUAUUCUAUUCUCUGGGAAGGCACAAAUGAUAUUCAUCAAUUUUAAGCAAAUAGAAAACAACUUCAACAACGUGGUGGGUAAUGUCGAAAUGAAAAGCGAGAGAGUACAAGUGAGCAACUUAAUUUUGGGCUACGAAAAAAGGGAGCAUAUAAAAUACACAGACAUAUUAAUUUCAAACAUUUUAAAAAAUAUAAAAAAGAAGUACCCAGAUAUGGUUAUCAAUGAUGAAAAUCCGAGGCAGUUCAUUUAUGAAGAAAAUGAAAAUUCAGAGAAAUAUGUUCGAGAGGGUGAGCAGACAUUUCCUCAUGAUUAUUACUCCCCGUUGGGCAGUAAGGAUGAUGAGGCUACCACAUCCGAUAGUGUAGACAUGCAUAGGAAGAAGGAACACUACAUGCUGUCCGAUUUGAAGGAGUAUGUGUACAAUGCCCCGUCCCAUUUGAUGAAAGAUAGAAGGAACAACUGCGAGUAUGUGACGUGUGUGUGCUUUGAUAACAAUUCGAAUAACUGCAAUUUGAUUAACAAUUUCGUUCUGGGUUACAACACAGGGAAGGUGGAAUACAUUUACGGGAAAAUCGUCUACAGCAAUAUUAGCCACUGCGAUUUGUUGAUAGAUUACUACUCGAAGAAGAAUAAAAAAUUUUCGUACGAACUGAGCAAGCGGAUUUUUCUAAACGGCGCGGUGAUAAAAGUUGCGUUCGCGCCGAACGGUUUUUUUUGUCUAGUGUUAACAAGUAAAACGUUAUACAUUUGCAACUUUUUUUACUUCUCUUUGUAUGAAAUUACGAAUGUUUGUUUUAACUCCCAGUUUGUGAAUUUUCUGUGGAUUAAUAAUAAUUGCUAUUCCGUUUUCACCGAUAAUGGGAAUGUGUAUUUGUAUGAGAAGAGCCUGAAGAAUGAUGGGCUGAACAGCUUUUCGCUGGUCAAAACGUUUUGCGUGGAGCAGGCCAUUUACUUUAACUCCAUUUGUGAGUAUCACCUGUAUAGCAACUGCAUUUACCUGUACACGGGCGAAAUAGAGAAAAGGAGGAGGAGGAAAAAUGGCAGCCACCAUCUGUUCAAGAAGAAGAAGAAGAAGAAGAGGAACAAACACAUGAGUGAUUACUUUUACAAAUACGACUGCAAUUUUGUCAUCAUCGAUUUGAAUGCAGAUGUGUGUAGAGGUGGUGGAAGUGGCGGAGAAGGAGGGAUGAGCGCAGGAGGGAGUGAAGAUGCCUUGGUCGGCGGAGUGAACCUGCUGAAGGACAACAUGUCAGAUGUGGAAAACAAUAUGAAGCAAAUAAAAAUACUGGAAAGACUGAUAGAGAAUGGGAACAACUUGGAUGAGGAGGAUGUAAAUCUGGAAAGUAUGCUGCACAUUAACAUAAAAGAUUUCAACAACUACAUUUCGACCAUCAAGGAUGGGAGUAGCCAGUUGUAUUCUGGCGAAAGUGGAGAGGAAGCCCACAUGAUGGGGAGAGACAACUCCAAGGGGGAGUUCUCCAUGAAGAAGCUGCUAAUCAAUUACAUAAAGGAUGUGAAGAAGCAUCUGUACAAUUUGAAGGAUGAAAAUAUUAUUAACGUUUUGUUGCCCAGGUACUACAGCGCAGGGGAUGAUUAUAGUCACCGGAAUUUUCUGAACAUUCGAUUUUUUACCAUCGAAAAGUCGGACAAUAAGCAUUUGAUAGCGUUGGAUACGGAGACGGAUUACGUGUACGUUUACAAGAUCAGGAAGAAUGUGUAUCUAGACGAUGAGGCGCUGGAAAUGUUAAAGAAUAACCCGUAUGGGAUGCAUAGUAACCCGCUGCACAUGUUUUACGCGAACUACCUGAAGAGGGAGUCGGCCCUAAAGGAGGAGUGGAAGAUCUACAACGAUUACAUUUAUGUGAACACGAAGAAGAUGAAGAAGUACAUCAAGUACAAUUUGCUCUACAUAAUUAAGAAUCACAAGAAAAUGUUCUUUCCCCUGCAUGUGUAUGUGAUAAACACCAAGUUUAACGAGACCGAGUAUUUUUUGUUCAUCAAAUGGGCAACUAUCAAGAACACGUUUGUCUACGCCUCGUAUAGCUCUCUCAAUAGGGUGACCAAGAUGAAGGAAUACUUCCGGAAGGACGACGAAAGGUUGCUUAAGGUGUUGGAAAAUCCGAAAAAUAUAUUUCUAUACAACAUUAAUGAUAAUAGCGGUGAUUUGCCCUACCUGCCUAGGGUGAAUGGCUUUGGAUUGCCGCAUCCCCUGGGGCCGAGGGGCAAAUUCAUGGGCAAGGAGCACCUGGGGGAGCAUAUCAGCCAUGUAAAUGGGCCGAUUGGUAUGAACAACCAUUUGCUGCAUAGUAAGGGAAGGAUGCAUGAGUAUAGGGACCACAUGGGGAACCCUGUCAAGGGGGUUAACCCGUAUAUGGGCCAUAAUGACGACUAUUUGAAUAAGACCCCUGUGAAAAAUGCGGGAAGAAGCUUUUACACCUCCCCCAUUGAUCACCUGAAUGGGAAUAUGCCCUACCAGUUUAAGGGGCCCCCCAAGUAUAGCGAUAACGACAUGUACACGGAUUAUUACAUGAACAGCGCGGUGAAGGACCCCGAUUAUGGAAAUUUCCCCAACUACGGUGGUGACUACCUAAAUGAGAGCAGCAAAAAGCAGAACGAGUCCGACAAGAAGUGGUCCUACUUGAAGAAAAUAAACAUUUUUAACAAAAAGGACGACGAUUUGAAUGACAGCAGUUAUGCGAACACGAGGCAUACGUACAAUCACCAUGCGGAUGCGAAGCACAUGCAGCAGCGUGCAGGUGGGCAUAUGUUCCACUUCGACAAUGAUGAACCCAUUUUAGGCGAUAUGAAGAACCCGAAUUUUUAUUCCUCGCCUGAACGGUUCAGGUAUAACAGAUUACAUGAGCCAGCGGAUAGCUCCAAGUUAAUGAGUGACGACCACGCGAAUGUGAGCGACUUUUACUACACGCAUAAUGCUAAUCGGUACCACUCCAACGCCAUGGGCGGGGGGAGCUACGACCCAUAUGUGGUAAAGAAUGAUGUGUAUAAUUACCGAAAUGUGAAUAUGGAGCUAAACAGCAACAGCGCUACACAUAACCCGUAUGCCCAUGGUGAUAUUCAUCGAGGACCCAACGACGGGAGUCACUUCGCCAGUGACGUUGACAAUAGCAAGUCGGCGAGCGGCAAACGGGGGAACUCUUACAACAGGGAUGUUAACGAUGUGAAUCCCAUGUACAGUGACGGCGAUUAUAGAAAUAGGUAUAAGAACUUUAGCUCGAAUGAUAGCUAUUCUGGCAAUAUGCGGAAGUAUAUGUGA
Plasmodium vivax (malaria parasite P. vivax) is the source of this 5167-nucleotide messenger RNA. RefSeq lists its product as hypothetical. NCBI's taxonomy places the organism in Eukaryota, Apicomplexa, Aconoidasida, Haemosporida, Plasmodiidae. Bases 1919 to 5167 code for a protein of 1082 amino acids. The transcript is spliced from 2 exons. The record is from RefSeq and is a predicted model, not a curated record.